GGGACGGGGGACUAGAACACCUGAUGCUGGCGCUGUGAACUACUGGGACGAGACACUUAGCGUUUUGUAGUCAAGCACCAGUGAUUUUCUGUUCCUCCAGAGGAAUCCCAAAAAGCAGCUUGUUUCACGGGUCUCAAGGGAACGACAAUUAAAUAACCCUCACAACUAUCAACUGUCAUUUCCCAAACUGCCACAGAAUCUUCUAGGUCCAACAUUCUGUCAUUUCUGAGACGGGAUCAUCUUUUAAAACAUUCUACUUGCUGUUUGAAUAGUAGUAGCAAGGCUAACCAUUCCUCAGGAAGCACUCUAUUUCCAGGGCUUUGAUUUCAUCAGUGCCUAGAGCAAAGCCUUUGGCUGAGACAAGGGAGUCCAAGGCAGGGGAGAGCCUCAGGUCCAACUCACAAUUACAAAUGGGGCUCCUAUUCUAAUGGGUAGCAGCCCACAGCUUUGCCUGAUUCUUGUAAACCUGAAGAGCCAGCAAGGAGAUACUACUGACCCUGUACUUAAAGUGGUGUACUUGGAUCACAAAUUGGAAGACUUUCUUCUCUGACUGAUGUGUUUGAAUCAAAGAUGAAAAACACUCAGUGUGAGUCUACCUUGGCCAACACAAAAUACUUAGAGAAUUCUCAGGCCUACUCCCAGCUGUGGAGGCACCUUUCCCAUCCUUCUUUACAGGGAGUAAAAAAUCCUCCUGAGUAUGGUGAUAGCAUUUCCUGAAAGACUAGAAUGAAUUUUACAGCAGGAAAGACGUGACUAAGAGAAGGGAGAGGGAAGGAAAGAAAAUAGAGUUUUGUUUAAAAAAGAAAAAAAGGAAGAAGAAAUUAAGGCUCCAGGCAUUCUAAAGACUGACAAAAUGUAAGGAUCUAUUUACUGUGUUUUGCAAUGACAAAAAAAAAAAAAAAUCUCCAUUUUGGUUUGACCUGUUUUUGCUGCAUCUAAUGGAAUGUAAUUGUUCCCAACAUACUCCAAAAGGAAGAAGCUAUUCCUCCUUUUAUGAUGGAUGAAAAAUGAAUGGAAUAUAGCUACAAGAUGAAUAAAUAGUCCAGUUAUUUUCGGGUACCUAUUAAAAUGACACAAUCUGAAUGAUUUUUUCCCCCAAUUCAAUGGAUAGCAGGUUCCCAGUGCCGAUUCCGACACUGUGAAGAGGCUCUUGGCAGUGACACUGUAUGCUCAUUAUGGAGAGAGGGAAAAUGUUUAGAUCCACUUUGCAGAUUUAGACACAUGGAAAUGCAGCAAAACUGCAGCAUUUCAUGCUUCUGGGAAACUCAGCCUCUUGGUUGUGUGAAGAUCAGUUGUAUCUUUUAUCACAGCAAACCUCGCAAUAUCAAUGGAUUAUUUUUGCCACCAAGUAGCAAUAUCACACCACAGAAAGAAACUCAGGAAGGAACUCCACCCCCGACCCAGAGUCAGGAACCCCUGAAACCUCAGGAGAAUAUAUCACGACCCAUUCACCAUCCUUUAGUUUUAAAAACUAACUUUGAGGAAGAAGAGGAGGAAGGAGAUGAACAAAAUGAUGCUUCUAGUUUAUGGACAAAGACUCCUGAAGAGAUUGAAGAAAAAAGAGCAAUAAAGGAGAUGUGUUAUAAAUCUGGUGAAUACUACAGAUUUCAUACACCUCCAGAUGUUUCAUCAUCAAAAAGCAUAGCCUCAACAGCAGACAAAGAGUUAGAAAAACCUUUGGAAAAUGGCAGUGAAUUACAAGAAGGGGAUGGUCUUACAGUUCCAACAAAAUUUAGCCUAUUUGAAAGGCAAGGUGAGAUAAAAGCAUCAUUGGAUAGGAAACCAAGGACUGACAUUGCUGCUUUUGAAAAUGGAGGAGGCGACUGUUAUGUUCCACAAAGGAUCAUAUUUCUUGGAGUAGAUGAAAAUGAAACUUUACCUGAAGAAAAGGAAAUCACUAUGUCAAAAUGUUCAAAUACUAAAGAUAACAAGGACAGUCCUCAUCCAAAGCGUUCCCUAACUACCCGACUAGUACCUACAACGCAUGUAUUAAAUGCUACUGAGAAUAUCAGUAUGAAGUGCAGAGAGGACCCCUCUUCAAUGAAUGAUGUCCAGCCAGUGAGGAAGCCUCACUUUAAAGGUGUGAAAAAAAGGAAAUGGAUUUAUGAUGAACCGAAGAAUUUUCCUGGCUCAGGAAUGCGGAGAGCAGUACAGUCCCCAAAUCCCAAAAAUAAAAUGAGUUACCAUCGCAAUAAUAAAAACAGAAAUGCUGAGAAUGCAUCAUAUAUCCAUGUUCAGAGAGAUGUUAUCAGGACUGUCUCACUGAGUGCACCUCCCCGCAGCAGGCCCACAAAUGGGUCCUACAAUAAAGUUGAUGUUAACAAGGAACCCAAACUCAACCUCUGUCCAGAUAAAUAUAUGUCAACAUCAUAUAAUGGUUCAGCCUGGCGAAAAAGAAUUCCUUUUUCAAAAACAUAUUCAAAAACUGAAAAGAUAUAUGCAGAGCCAAGAAGAAAUGGGAGCAAGUAAAUCUGGAGGUUGAGAGAAGAGAAAAAUGAGAAAAGAGAAAAGUGCCAGAUAUCCUCUGAUUUACAAUCAAAAAUGAAAAUUCAAAGAAUGAGAUAUUCAAGUACUCCAUACUAUAUACUGGGUAGCCAAAGAUGAUAAAAUGCAAAUUCUGAAAAUAAGAUGCAGGAAGUACAUUGUGCUCUUUCAAAACUGAUAAAAAUGCAAAUUACAAACA
Canis lupus familiaris (dog) is the source of this 2683-nucleotide messenger RNA. It is a transcript of the gene ZC3H11D, whose product is annotated as chromosome 15 C12orf50 homolog. The record is from RefSeq and is a predicted model, not a curated record. Bases 1222 to 2469 code for a protein of 415 amino acids. The transcript is spliced from 14 exons. Gene Ontology annotation, molecular function: metal ion binding. Lineage: Eukaryota; Metazoa; Chordata; Mammalia; Carnivora; Canidae.